Molecule: messenger RNA, 2062 nt
Organism: Manihot esculenta (cassava)
Lineage: Eukaryota; Viridiplantae; Streptophyta; Magnoliopsida; Malpighiales; Euphorbiaceae
Product: protein NUCLEAR FUSION DEFECTIVE 4
Exons: 3
Coding region: 115-1800 (561 amino acids)
Cellular component (GO): membrane
Source: RefSeq, a predicted model, not a curated record
UCACGUAGAGAUUUCCGAAAGAAGCAAGUAGGGGCACGCAGAAGAGCAGUGUCCGACUCCGACGACCAAGAACAGCAGCCAGAAGCAGUUUCCGAGAGCAAAACAAUACUAAAAAUGGCUGGGCAAUCGAGGAAAUGGAUGAUUCUAGUGGCCACUAUAUGGAUUCAAGCAUUUACAGGCACGAAUUUUGAUUUCUCGGCGUACUCAUCACAGUUGAAAUCUGUGCUUGGUAUAUCUCAGGUGCAACUAAAUUACUUAGCAGUUGCUUCUGAUCUUGGUAAGGUGUUUGGAUGGUCUUCAGGAUUGGCUUUGAACCAUUUUCCAUUAUGGGUGGUUCUUUUCAUGUCUGCUUUUAUUGGAUUCUUUGGUUAUGGUUUUCAGUGGCUUGUCAUUAGAAACGUCAUCGUUUUGCCUUAUAUCUUGGUGUUUCUCCUUUGUUUGCUGGCUGGAUGCAGCAUCUGCUGGUUCAACACUGUAUGCUUUGUACUCUGCAUUCAAAAUUUCCCAGCUAGCAGAGCCCUAGCUUUAUCUCUCACUGUAGCCUUCAAUGGUGUUAGUGCAGCUUUAUAUACUCUGGCUGGCAAUGCAAUAGAUCCAUCAUCAGAUGAUAUAUAUCUUCUUUUAAAUGCCCUUGUUCCCCUUAUCACUUCCAUUGUAGCUUUGCUCCCAAUUCUCCGCCAACCAUCUUUAGAUCCCCUCUCCCCUGACGGAGUUCGCCGUGAUUCUAUCAUAUUUCUCAUAUUGAAUUUCAUAGCCAUUUUCACAGGAGUCUAUCUCCUUCUCUUCAGUUCAACCUCAUCUAAUUCAACAGAAGCUUCUCUACUCUUAGGUGGAGCACUUCUUCUUCUCAUGUUCCCAUUGUGCAUCCCUGGUGUUGUCUAUGCUAGAGACUGGUUUCACCAUACCAUUCAUUCUAGUUUCCACCUUCAAGGCUCUGGCUUUAUUCUUGUGGAUGUUGAUGAUCUUGAGCUUCAUAAAGAGCUCCUUACCCGUGAGCUGAGUAAUCAUGAGAAUGGGGAUGGUGGAGUUGCAAUACAGAAAAGCCCAAGGGAAAAGGAAGGGUGCUGUGAGACAAUUGUUGGGAAAGAUAGGCUGAUAAUGCUUGGGGAAGAGCAUCCAGCAUCUUUGCUUGUUCGAAGGUUGGAUUUUUGGUUAUACUACAUUGCAUAUUUUUGUGGAGGCACAAUUGGCCUCGUGUACAGCAACAACCUAGGCCAAAUAGCACAAUCACUGGGACAAAGCAAGCACACUACAACUCUUCUCACUAUGUAUUCAGCCUUUUCCUUUUUCGGCCGACUACUUUCAGCUGCACCAGACUAUUUACGGGUGAAGAUGUAUUUUGCAAGGACUGCAUGGCUAACCAUUGCUCUUGUACCAACUCCAAUUGCUUUCUUCCUUCUUGCCAUAUCAGGCAGUGCACUGGCAUUGAAGAUAGGCACUGCAUUAGUUGGAUUGAGUUCCGGGUUCAUAUUCGCUGCAGCUGUAUCGAUAACAUCCGAGCUAUUUGGACCGAACAGCAUAGGUGUGAACCACAACAUUCUCAUUACCAACAUUCCAUUAGGUUCACUUAUCUAUGGAUUGGUUGCUGCUAUAGUGUAUGAUUCUAAUGCAAGCAGUGUUGGCCUAAACAUUAUUACUGAUUCAGUGGUUUGCAUGGGGAGGAAAUGCUAUUUCUUAACAUUUGUAUGGUGGGGGUGCCUUUCAGUUUUGGGGUUAGGUUCUAGUUUGCUGUUAUUCUUAAGGACAAGGCAUGCCUAUGAUCUGUUUGAAAGAAAUAGGAUUUCUACACAACUGUAUUAAGAUAGAGCAUUGGAAUUUUUUAUGGAGAGAGAUCAUACAUUUGAAUAUUGUUUGGAUUCAAUAGAAGAAGGAUGCCGAGUUACUUGGGAUCAGGAGGCGUUUGUUUUGCAGAAGGGAAAAAAGUUUGUAUAGGUAUUUUUAUGUUGUAAUCAGGCAACAGAUCUUGUAAUAAUUGUAUAGCUAUUUGAAUAUUGUUUGUAUAGCUAAUCGACGAUGAAAUUAUCCAUUCUUUAUCGAUGAAAAUUCAUAGCUUUCUUUUUCA